Molecule: messenger RNA, 1449 nt
Organism: Cladophialophora immunda
Lineage: Eukaryota; Fungi; Ascomycota; Eurotiomycetes; Chaetothyriales; Herpotrichiellaceae
Exons: 1
Coding region: 1-1449 (482 amino acids)
Biological process (GO): transmembrane transport
Cellular component (GO): fungal-type vacuole membrane
Molecular function (GO): transmembrane transporter activity
Source: RefSeq, a predicted model, not a curated record
AUGGACACAGCCUCACUCCCUGUCAUUCAGCAGGUAGAAUCUAACAACCCAGAACGUCAAGACGUGGUAUUUCUUGCCGAGGGUGACGCAGUACCGAACCAUACAGGCGCCGAGGCCAAAACGCAGAUUGCCCUUAACAUCCAGAAAGAAGCUUAUACCUACAGCGAUGCUGAGCAACAGAUUACAGCGUUUGACAUUAACGAGCCAGAAUCAAGGAAUGGACCAAACGACGCUUUCCCUGAAGGUGGCCUACAAGCCUGGCUUGUCUUGACCGGUGCUUUCCUCGCUCUAUUCGCAUCGUUCGGCUUCAUGGUGUCCAUUGGCACAAUCCAAGAAUACCUUCAGAUGCACCAACUCUCAACCUACACGUCCCGCGACAUUGGCUGGAUUCCUUCAGUCUUUGUCUACUUGGCACUAGGACUAGGCAUCUGGGUCGGCCCUCUCUUUGACCGGUAUGGUCCACGGUGGAUCGCAUUGUUGGGAAGUACCAGUUACGUGGUCAUGGUCUUUCUGUUGGCAGAGUGCGAAAAGUAUUGGCAAUUUCUACUUUGCCUUGGAUUCCUGGGUGGAGCUGCUGGGGCGACAUUGACUACAACGAGUUUGGCUGUGGUGAGCCACUGGUUUAAGCGGAAGAGAGGGCUCGCGCAUGGGAUUGCAAUGGUGGGAUCGAGCUUCGGCGGCGUCACGAUUCCCCUGAUCCUGAGGACUACCCUUCCGAAAUAUGGGUAUGCGUGGUCCAUGCGUAUCCUGGGAUUUUUGUUCCUGGCGUGCUUGGUUAUCGCCAAUGUGUUGAUGAAGCCGCGCUUGCCGCCAUCGCCUGAAGCACGGAAACAGGCAAUCAUAUCGUUAGGAUUGUUUGGCGACCUGAAAUUCACCUUUUUGACGAUCAGCGUCUUUGGGUUCGAAAUUGUUUUGUUUGGUGCCUUGGGCAUUCUCCCAACCUACGCGAACUACGGCGACAAGUUCCCGCACGAUACAGGAUUCUAUAUCAUAUCAGUCCUCAACGCCUCGUCUUGUUUCGGACGGAUCAUCCCGGGCUAUGUGUCCGACUUUGUGGGUCGCUUCAACACCCUCCUGUUCAUGAUCCUUUUCACCUUGAUCCUCAUGCUCGCUGUCUGGCUCCCGCUAGGCCACACCUCUCUGGUCGCGCUAUACGUCUUCGUUGCGCUCUUUGGCUUUGGCACCGGCUCGUGGAUGGCGCUUACUCCGGCAUGCAUAGGCCAACUCUGCGAGGCCGAUCAGUUUGGACGGUUCUACGGGACGUGCUAUUUCAUCGGCAGUCUCGCGGCUCUCGUCUGCAUUCCAAUUAGCGGAGAGCUCGUGGAGGCGGCCGGCCCGGAAGUUAUGGUCGGGUUUAUGUGUGUUGUCGCGGGCGUGGGGAUGGGGACAUUCAUCCUCAGUCGGUGGGCUUGUUUGGGGUGGCGGUGGCGGUGGAUGGCUAAGGUCUGA